This is a messenger RNA of Didymodactylos carnosus, 372 nucleotides long. The record is from the annotation of a GenBank genome assembly. Lineage: Eukaryota; Metazoa; Rotifera; Eurotatoria; Philodinida; Philodinidae.
AUGGAUAGUUGGCAUCAAGUCACUAAUGUUAAUUUAAAUGAAGCAUUUUAUGUAAUGAAAUAUGGUUUGGAACAAACGGUUAAACAAAAUUCGAAUGGCGCUGUUAUUAUCAAUACAUCAUCCAUUGCCGGCAUUUUUCCUCAAGGUGAUAAUCCUGCAUACAAUUGUUCGAAGGCAGCACUAAUUCGUUUAACAAAAGAAGCAGCCCGUCAUUAUGUUCAGUGGAAAGUAGCCAGUAUAACACCAGUAUAUAAAAAAGGAGACUCAUCGUUUAUCGAAAAUUAUCGCCCAAUUUCGCUUCUAUGCGUUGGGGAAGGAAGACACAGAGAGCCUGGAGAAGAAGAACAAGCAGUGUGUGCGAAUGCUUUAUAA